Messenger RNA from Nematocida parisii ERTm1, 753 nucleotides. RefSeq lists its product as uncharacterized. NCBI's taxonomy places the organism in Eukaryota, Fungi, Microsporidia. The coding region runs from base 1 to 753 and encodes 250 amino acids. The transcript has a single exon. The record is from RefSeq and is a predicted model, not a curated record.
AUGGCAUCUAUUUCAUCUAAUAUUCUUAAGAUUUUUGAUAACAUAUUCAAUUCAAUUGAGUCACAGUUCAGCUCAUCUAUUUCCAGCACUAUUAGAUAUUAUAUUUAUGUAUUUUUGCUUAUUUCAAUAUUUCUAUUUUCAUAUAGUAUAGCCAUUUUAAGUAUUUUGCCUAUUGCUUAUAGACUAUUCUAUUCUUUAGGAGAGCUUAAACCAAAUGACUGGAUGUGGCCGUUAGCUAUCCUGGGAUUUGUAAAUGUUAUUGUGUACUUAUUUGUAACAUCUGUUUUCUAUUUUGCACUGGCUUUGUAUAUAGGAGUGUUCUUUAACAGCUAUUUCUCUAAUGCACAAAAAUUAAGUAUUAUCUCAUUAAGAACCCUAGAGCUGUGUAUACUUGGUGUAAUAUGCAGUACUAAUCUUCUUGUUCUGUAUUAUAAGACAAAAAUAUUUUAUUUAUUAGGGGGUACUUAUAUGGGCCUAGCAUGUAAUUUUAUAAUUUGGUUUACUUUUAUAUACAGUAAUAUUAUUAUACUGCGAUUUAUUUAUACUAAGAUGAGAAAGUGGAUAAAAUUAAAAACCAAUCAACUGACAGAAGACCAAAAAUCAGAAGAACUAGAGAAACCUAAAUAUACAUUAGACAUGCUGAAUAUUAUGCUGAUAGUUUUGCUAAGUUUAAUUUUAAGUUUUAUAACAUGUAAAUGGAUGGUUAUAAUGAGUAGUAUAGGUGCAGUUACUUAUUUAUCACAUUCGGGCUAA